CGUCUCGGACAAAAGAUGCGGACAAACGUGCUGCCCGAGCUCCGCUAAGAAACAGUGAAUUACCCGGGAAAAAAAGAAGACGAGAAGCGGCCAACAGGUGUUUAGUAGCGGGCACUGAACUCUCCUCAGCGCGCCGCCAAGAUGAUGUUGCCGUGCGGCACGCUGUUGCUACUGGUGGCUCUGUACUCCAGCUUAGACCUGACAGAGGCUGAGGGUUGCGGAGAAUCUUGUGGAAAAUGUGACUGCAGUGGUGUAAAAGGCGCAAAGGGUGAACGUGGAUUUCCAGGUCUUCAAGGUAACAUGGGAUUCCCAGGGAUGCAGGGACCUGAGGGGCCUCCAGGGGCGAUGGGCUUCAAGGGCGAUGCAGGUGAACAUGGAGCUCCUGGGCUAAAAGGAGUGCGGGGUCCUCCAGGUCUGCCCGGUUUCCCAGGAAACCCAGGACUGCCAGGCAUCAAUGGAAAUGACGGCCCACCUGGUCUGCCAGGUAUCCCAGGAUGCAACGGGACUAAAGGAGACAGAGGAAGAGAUGGUAUUCCGGGGUUUGCUGGUACUCAAGGACCUCUUGGCCCCCCUGGAGUCCCUGGAAUGAAGGGAGACCCUGGUGGUGUGAUUGGGAUUAUUCCCCUUAAAGGAGACAGAGGCUUCCCUGGCACACCUGGAUUACCUGGAUCAAAUGGACUUACUGGACCAAUUGGACCACCAGGACCUCGUGGCUAUCCCGGACCCAAAGGUGAUCCUGGCCCCCCUGGCCCCCCUGGAGAGAAGGGUGACAAGCUGGCCUUUGUGAGUGAGAAAGGCGAGAAGGGUGAGAGAGGGUAUCGUGGCCCCCCUGGUCCACCUGGGCGCCCAGAAGAAUUUGAAGGAGGCACCACUGUGUACUUGCCAGGACCACAAGGUGACAAAGGACUAAAAGGAGACAAAGGCUACUGUGACCCAGGUCAGACAGGCGUUAAAGGUGAACUCGGCCCACCAGGACCACCGGGUAAACCUGGCAAGGAUGGAGAAGAUGGGCUGAAGGGAGAAAAAGGCUUUCCUGGUUCUCCUGGCUACGGUGGUUCCCCUGGUGAAAAAGGAGAAAGAGGACCACCAGGUCAUGGGGGCGGUGCUCCGGGCCGUCCAGGUCCUCGUGGUCUCCCAGGGCCUAAAGGAGACAAAGGUUUUCCUGGUCCACAGGGAGAUGCCGGCCCACCAGGCCGUCACAUUGAAGGGCCUCGAGGAGAGACGGGUGAGAAGGGAACCGUCGGAGAGAAAGGAGACAGGGGUGUAGAAGGAGAGUCUUUGGUCGGUCCCCCAGGUCAACCAGGUGCCCCUGGACCCCCUGGACCCCCUGGACCACUAGACGGUAUAUGUGACAUGGAGAAAGGAGCUCCUGGUCCAGCUGGACCUCCAGGGUUACAGGGUGAAUUGGGACAGAAAGGUGACAAAGGAGACACCUGUCUUCAAUGUGAAGAUUUUGGCCGACCUGGAUCACCUGGCCUUCAGGGUCCUAAAGGAGAUCAAGGACCUCCUGGGCAAAUAGGCAGCAAGGGAGACAAAGGUAGACCUGGUUCACCUGGAGAACCCGGAAGACCUGGCUCUCACGGUACCCCUGGGUUGAUGGGAGCUCCUGGUGCUGUUGGUGAGCCGGGAGAUGUUUUUGUAGCUCCUGGUCUGAAGGGGGACAAAGGUCUGCCUGGUUUUGCCGGUUCACCCGGACGGCCUGGACUGGAUGGACAGCCAGGGAGGGAUGGGUCACCCGGUUUACCUGGCCUCAAAGGAGAACCUGCCAAAGAGGGCAUUAAAGGUGAACGUGGACCACAAGGAGAUCCUGGUCGCCCUGGGAUUACAGGAGAGAGGGGUCCACCUGGACUGCCAGGCUAUGGUCGACCAGGAGAGCCUGGAGAGAAGGGCAGUCAGGGUAGACCAGGCCACCCUGGAUCACCAGGAGCACCUGGUGCUAAAGGAGAGCCAGGUCAAAGUGAGAGCAUUCCUGGACCUCGAGGAGAACCUGGACCUCGAGGAGAAACUGGCAGACCUGGAAUUCAAGGCAACAGAGGCCUGCCUGGAGACCAAGGGCUGCCAGGUUUUCCUGGGUCUAAAGGUGACCAAGGAAGUCCUGGUAUUGGUUUUCCUGGUCCAACUGGUCCCAAAGGAAUUAGUGGAAUUCCGGGCGCUCCAGGAUUACCAGGAGAGCCAGGAAGACCAGGGGUGGAUGGCUCGACAGGACAACCUGGUUCACCUGGACAAAAAGGUGAACCUGGAAGAGGUCUUCCAGGACCAAAAGGUCUUCAGGGCCAACCAGGAAUUACUGGCUUCCCAGGCGAGAAAGGAAACAUUGGCUUACCUGGUGUUCCUGGACGAGAAGGCCUGACAGGACCUCCAGGUGCUCAGGGAAUCAAAGGUGAAGUGGGACCACCAGGGCUUCCAGGACUAAUUGGCCAACCAGGUCCUCCAGGAAAAGGUUCCCCCGGUGCUCCUGGACCACAAGGACCACCUGGAGAGCCAGGGCCAUUCGGUCGGGGAGGCGAAAAGGGAGAAAAAGGAUACCCAGGUCCUCCUGGUCUGGACAUGCCAGGACCUCAGGGAGAGAAGGGCCCCCCUGGCUUCCCAGGCACACCAGGAAUUAAAGGACUGCCAGGGCCACCAGGUUUACCUGGCAGAGAUGGGCUGAUUGGAAACCAAGGUCCCAAAGGUGAAAUGGGAGUCAUUGGUACACCUGGUGUACCAGGAUUUCCAGGACCACCUGGUACACCAGGAUCUCCUGGUCUUAGAGGUGAUCCUGGUAUUACUGGGCCAAGAGGUGGCCAAGGGGGGGCUGGACCUAAAGGAGAAAGAGGAGAGCCAGGUCUUCAAGGUCCUCCCGGAAACAUGACAGAGUAUGAUAUGGAGCACAUGAAGGGAGAGAAGGGAGACACUGGAGAUAGAGGUGAUCCUGGAUACACAGGGCAGAAGGGCCACCGUGGACUUCCUGGAGACCCUGGACUGCCAGGCAAAGAUGGAGAACCUGGACUACCUGGACAACCAGGUCAGAAAGGAGACCCUGGUGUUCCUGGAGAACCUGGCAGUAUGGGACCACCUGGUCAUAAAGGUGGUGUAGGAGAGAUGGGGGUACCAGGUCCUGUUGGUCCAAAGGGUACUAAAGGAGACUAUGGCACACCUGGACAUCCUGGAUUCAGAGGCACUGAUGGAUCAAAAGGAGACAAGGGAACAGCAGGUGACCCAGGUAUUGGGAUCCCAGGAUAUCCAGGAGAAAAGGGCCAGACAGGCCAGCCUGGCUUCCCAGGAUCUCCUGGAGAGAAGGGUCUGAGGGGUCAGGAGGGGAUGCCCGGAAAGCCCGGACUGCAGGGAUCCAAAGGAGAAAAAGGAACCACUGGGUAUCCAGGUCAGCCUGGUAGACCUGGUGAGAAGGGUACACCUGGUCUACCAGGAUCGGCAGGAGAACCUGGACGUGAUGGUCGACCUGGUGAGGCUGGCUUGCAGGGACCUCCUGGACCACCUGGAGAGAAGGGAGAACCUGGAGUGGAUGGUAUCCCUGGAUUCACAGGGGAGAGAGGAGAGCCAGGUAUACCUGGUCGUGGUUUCACUGGGCCCCCUGGUUCUCUUGGUAUCAAAGGUGAUAAAGGCAGUCCCGGCUUCCCCGGCACUCCCGGUCACCCUGGCGUCCCUGGUAUCAAAGGUGAUAAAGGACUACCAGGCCCACAGGGAAACCAGGGUGAGCAAGGAGAGAGGGGUCUCCCAGGUAACUCCCUAGAGGGACCCAAGGGGGAGAGGGGAGAAACAGGACAACCUGGAGAAGCAGGAUCCCAAGGAGCACCGGGACACCCUGGUGUGCCAGGCAGAGAUGGACUAAAAGGGGAGAAAGGAAACCAGGGAAACCCAGGCUUCCAGGGAGAGGCGGGACACAAGGGUGACCCAGGAGUACCUGGUCUGCCUGGACAGCCUGGCCUUCCAGGUAUCGACGGACAGAAGGGUGAGCAGGGACUGCAGGGUGUCCACGGCUUUCCAGGUACAAAGGGAGAUAGUGGUGAAAUUGGAUUCAAAGGAGAAGUUGGAGACAGAGGAUUCCCAGGAGUCAAGGGUAAUGUAGGCCCACCUGGCCCCCCUGGCCCCUCUAUCUUCAUCAAGGGAGACAUUGGGUUCCCAGGAACUCAAGGCUUACCAGGACCUCAAGGACCCAGUGGGUUCCCUGGACUGAAAGGACAACAAGGACUGAUAGGAUCCCCAGGGCCAAAAGGUGAUGAUGGACUUCCUGGAUAUAACGGCCGGCCUGGAGCCAAAGGAGAGCCUGGUCUGCAGGGCCCACAGGGACCAAGAGGACACCCCGGCCCCCCAGGACCUGAUGGUGUUCCAGGUCAAGUCGGCCCACCUGGCCCCUCCUCCAUGGAGCAUGGUUUCCUGGUAACCCGUCAUAGUCAAUCAGAGGAGGUUCCUUAUUGUCCAGAGGGAACAUCGCUCAUAUAUGAUGGCUACUCCUUGCUUUAUGUGCAAGGAAAUGAGCGGGCUCAUGGACAGGACUUAGGUACAGCAGGAAGCUGUCUAAGGAAGUUCAGCCCAAUGCCAUUCCUGUUCUGUAACAUCAACAACGUGUGCAACUUUGCCUCCCGCAAUGACUACUCGUACUGGCUUACUUCCCCUGAGCCGAUGCCUAUGAGCAUGGCACCUAUCACUGGUGAAAGCAUCAAACCUUUCAUCAGCAGGUGUGCUGUUUGUGAAGCUCCAGCCAUGGUGAUAGCGGUUCACAGUCAGACCAUUAUGAUCCCAUCAUGCCCUCAGGGCUGGGACUCUCUGUGGAUCGGCUACUCCUUUGUCAUGCACACCAGUGCAGGUGCUGAGGGUUCAGGCCAGGCUCUGGCCUCUCCUGGAUCCUGUCUGGAGGAGUUCCGCAGUGCCCCGUUCAUCGAGUGUCACGGUCGUGGAACCUGCAAUUAUUACGCUAACUCCUACAGCUUCUGGCUCGCCACCAUUGAAGAUAGUGAGAUGUUCACGAAACCUGUCCCAACAACACUAAAAGCAGGAGAUCUCCGAACACACAUAAGCCGCUGUCAAGUGUGUAUGAAGAGGACAUAAACUCAACACCAGCGGCUUCUGUGUAUCCCAACAACACGUGCUGACAUCCUCCACUUGCCCUUACUUCGUGUUUCCAAAGGAUGGUGCUAUUUCCCUGCACGUGUGAGAGGAAAAGGGACAGUGAUUUGGUUUGAAGAACAGCCGGAGAUUGAACACAACGAUCCAGACCAAGCGGCCUUUUGCUCCGUGCAGAACACUUUACUAACAUGAUCACAGAAUGUCUCUAAUGAAUGGCACCAAGUUUACCGCUGCACUGAAUACACAGCCCCUAAACUGGUAAACUGGUGUUCAUUUUGAAAGGGUUGUUUGUGUAGGUCUGGUGCUACUCAAUGUUACUUAUCUGCCUUAUUCCCUUUUGUUUUUUAUGUCGAUCUUUCUCUCAGUGCCACCCCUUUCAAAGAUAUAGCCGCAUCUCUAUAUAGAUUGACACACUUUUUUAUUCUUUACUUAUUUUAAGGAUGGGACUUACCACUCGCUACAGAUGCAUGUCAUUCCCUAAAUCACCAUUAUUGUCCAGACACAUAGAUAUAUAACAAUCACACUGUUGUAAAUAUAAUGCAUUCCUCUCUAACAUAGUUCUACAUACUCUCCUCAGGUUAUUAUUGUGUGUUAUUUAGUCCUUUUUUUUAUUUAUGAGAUUUAUGAGAUUAUGUUUGUUGUAUCCAAGAUUCAAAGAUAGAAAAACAGUGUUUCCAUGUCUGACAAUGCCGCCUUAGUAAGAUGCAGUACAGCACUGAAAUAGCAGGGUUAUGCAUGAGGGUGCGUGUGUAUGUAAGUGUACAUAAAUGAAUGGAUUUUAGCCGUGUGGAUGUGAUGUUUGUUUGCUGAUGUCUGCAUUUGUGUUGUUGCACAACUCCAAAAAAAAAGAUAAUUUUCCGCUCAUGAAUACUGUCAGAACAUUGUUUAUAACAGCUGCCUGAUCCCAAAGAAAUGCACAUGUAUAUAUACUUACACUUAACAUGUAGUAGCUCUUUCUUGUAUACUUGAUUGUUCCCAUUUGUGAAUUAAUUUUUCCCCAUCAUGUUUCAUUAAGAGUGAAGCUGUUUUAUCACAGAUAGAUAAAGAGCCUGUACUAUGAAUCAGAAUUUUCAGUAAUCAAAGUAACUUUAGGGUUAACUCUGGGUUUUCAGGAUUAUGAGGAUUGAUCACUCUUUUCCCUGUGGGUUCCACCAUGGGUCCAGGCACUCCUGGGGGGGUGCUUAAGAUCUGGGGCCCUGUCUGCUCUGACAUUAUCUAGAUUAGAUGCAUAUAUUUUUUAAAAAUCCCAAUAAUAAACAUAAUGUAUGAUGGCAUAUAAGAGCCACCCUCAAAAAUUAAAAAUGAUAAUGAGGAUACACCAACUUUCUAGGAAAAAAAGUUGCAAUUUUUUGGGAAAAAAAAACACUUUUUAAAAAAAAAAAAAAUUGUAAAUUUGCAGGAAACCAAACUAAGAAAUUUUGAGUUUAAAAGGAAAGAAAUUCACGAGAAAAAAUUUCAACGUAUGUGAUUUUGAAAAAAGUUUUACAUGUUGACAUUGUCGACUCAAAAAUGACAAGUUUUUAAAGUCAUAAUUUCACAACACUGGUAGGUCAAAACGUAUGAGAAACCAGACUGAAAGCAGUGGUUUGAUGGCCACAGUUUACAGAAAUGUCUCCUCUUAGUCCAGAUGAUAAUGUGAAGAUUCUGGAAUAAAAUCCAAAGUAUUUCCUGACUUCUAAUUCCCGGCAAGAAGUAUAAUUGAAUCAGACUCUCAACUGGACUUGUGCAAGAAAAACAGCUUUAUCUGGUAUGAUUUUUGUCCACACAGUCAGCUAUUUUUGACUUCAUAAUCUCAAAAGUUGUACGUUUUGGUUCAGAUAAUAUUUUGUUAAAAAUUCAAUUUUUACCCCAUGUAAAUUUAAGAGUUUUUAAACUUGAAAAUUUUGUUCAGAUCCUUUUUUUUAAAUUUCAGAGUGGCCCUAAUAUGCUGGUGUAAUAAUGAAUAUUUUUAAAGUGAUAUUCUAUCUGGAACAAAUGUAUGAAGGUCUAUUAUUUUGGGAUUUUUCCAAUUAAAACAAUUGAAAAUUAAUGUUUAAUUUCUCCAAGUGGGUGGGGGGGCUAACUUAGCUUUUCUUAGAUACAAAUGGGGGGCCUGGCACACACUAUGAGGUUUUAAAAUCUGAACCUAUUAUACAUGACUACAAAGAAUGAAAGCUUUAAAAGUUUUGUUCUGGUAGCAUAAUGUCCAAUAAGAUGACAAGCAGAGUAAAGAAGCUAACAUAGCUAGCUGUUAGCUCCAUGCUGUAUCUACAGUGUCUAACCCUCCUCUCUGCUCAGCGGUUCAGAUGUGGCAUGUUUGACAGGACAAACGUGUUGUUACCGUGAAUCGAAAAAGUAGUCCUUAAUUUCUGAUUCCAAUGGACUUAAUGUGUUUACUAUUAUUGCCAUGGCUGUCUUUGUUGUGCUUCCUUCUUCAGUCAGCUUGCUCCCUGAUUGGCUAUCAUCACAUUCCAUGUUACAAUCCACACCACACAAUGCAUGCUUUGUGUUCUCCACCAAACAACAGGAUUUCUGAUUGUAAAUAUUGAAAGUGUUAAACAUGAAUAAAAAUUAUGAUUUGACACAAUAAUCCUUAGAGCUAUCAGAUAACCAGGCAUUUUGUGACAUUGGUCAGAGGAGAGGGCUCAAAAUCAGCCCAGUUAUCUUGUAAUGCAUAACUCACCCUACGGCAACCUGUAUGACACUUUGCCUAUCGAUCUCUAUGUCAUGAAGGCCUGAGAGCUGAAUGCAGGAGGGGAGAAGGGAGACAGAGACCAACAAUUUGAGCUUCCCAUAUAUGCUCUGAAAAAGCCCAAAAUGUUAUGAAUCAAUUUGUUUAAAAUACACCUUAAUUUGCUCAGUAACACCUGGUAAUUUUGCUUAUGUCAGACCUUCCUUCUUUUGUCAAGACCAAAGAAUGUACAUCUCUCACAGACAUCACAUCUGUCUGAAUAGAAAUACAUGCUAAAACUUUCAAAGUAGAAUGGGACUAAGCUUUUGGUUAGGUAAGGAUGCAAGGUUAAGGUAAGGAUGAAAAUACAUAAAGUUCAAAGUUAGAAACCUGUAAAACCUUAUCAUAAAAUGUAAAGAGUAAUCAAUAUGUUACAGAAAAAGCUCCCCCUCUAUGUAAAUGUUAAAAUGUAGCAAAUGUAGCUUUGUAGCUCUGUUACCUCAGUAUGCAACAGUGAUAGGUAGCUUACGUAGCCAAAGCUAGAGCUCUUGAAGCUACAAAGCUAAAAUAAGCAACAAAAGCUACUUUAUCUACAUAACUUUUGUAGCUACAUUACCUUUAGCUAUGUUUCUAAAGCUCCCAUUGCUAAAGCUAACUUAGCUACAUUGGCCUACAAAGUAAUGUUAACCUUGUAGCUAAAGUAAAGAGAGCUUCCGUUUGUGAAUCUACUUCUAAAACAUAAUUCACACCCAAAUCAGACCUCCAACCUUUAUUCUGUUUUAUUUAUGAAAUGUGUCUCAGUCUGUGGUAAGUUCAUGAAUGUAACUGCCAGACUUUGUUUAUGACUAAAGCUGAAUUUCCCCAAAAAUUGCAGACUCUUACAGGGGCUGCCUGAGAUCUCUUCCUUUUGUGACUGCAGUUGUGUUGAUUUUAGUCUCCUGUAGCGAUGUGUCUACAUGUUCACAAAGACGUAUCAGGUUAAUAACCAGCUUCACUUGUUAUGAUCCCCUAUGUCAGGGUUAGUGGGGCCAGGUAACUGAAGUUAGUUUGGGUACUCUGAACUGGAUUAGUAGUACAGGCCCCAGGAGAACAGUAUUUAUGUUUGCUAUACAUGUUUUGAUACUUUAAAGCUCCUGAGUUGCAUGAAUUCAACUUAAUUUCAUCAGGAUGAUGACAUCUUGGAUCACAAAUAAAGCUUCUGUCCCUUAAAGAACUUUUAAAGACACAAAGUUUUCUACUCCUCUGACUGUAUUUUGUUUGUGUGUGUGCUUGGUCAUGUUAAAAUGCUCCAUGAAGUUUUUACAUUAUAGGCAGUGUUGCUAUCAAAAUAAACUUGACCACAAU
This is a messenger RNA of Cheilinus undulatus (humphead wrasse), 9058 nucleotides long. RefSeq names its product collagen, type IV, alpha 1 (gene col4a1). NCBI's taxonomy places the organism in Eukaryota, Metazoa, Chordata, Actinopteri, Labriformes, Labridae. The record is from RefSeq and is a predicted model, not a curated record. Bases 142 to 5046 code for a protein of 1634 amino acids. Gene Ontology annotation, cellular component: collagen trimer; basement membrane. Gene Ontology annotation, molecular function: extracellular matrix structural constituent. The transcript is spliced from 52 exons.